UGACAGUGACAGUAGUUUUAAUUAAUCAGUUAAUUUUUAUCUAAAUCCAGUUCUGACCGGUUCUUAUUUUAAUUGAGCCAAACCUGUGAACGAGAACCAUCUUCAAAGUUCCAUGCCAUGUAAGCCAUACCACACGCAUUGAAAGCAAAGAGCGACACACGACUGUCUGAUAUCCUCAUCAAAGUACGAAAAAAUACGGAAUCGCCCUACUUCGUACAAGGAAUGGAACUUGAAAUGCUCGAUCAUUUCAAACAGUUGAAGAAAGAUUCAAAUCCACCUACUGAACAACUAACAAUCGAAGGGCUUACCUUAGCAAAUGGUUUAUCUUCUGGUAAUAGCACAGGAUGCGAAUCGCCACCACCCAAAUCACCAACAACGAAUAAACCAUCGCCAUCGCGUGCCGCAUUUCGUCGCAGAUUAUCACGUUUGCCAAGUUUUUGUGAAUUGCGCUUAAGCCAGCUUCAGAGACCAAACGACAUUGAAGACGUUCUGUUUGACCUGUUAUGUGACAAAGAUGACCGUGUAGCUAUCGGAAAAUUUUGGGCGGCAUUAAAUUGCACUGGCUUACGUGAAUCCGAUCCUCGCCUUGCUGAAUGUCGCAAAAACUUUGAAGAUGUCAAACAAGAAUUGAUGUAUGAGGAAACUAAUUGUACAGAUGCGACAGUUGACAGGGAAACAUUCAAGAAGUGCACACAAGCAAACAUUGUUCUGAUUGGAAAGGCGUUUAAAAAUCAAUUUGUCAUCCCUGAUUUUCUUGAGUUUGCCAAACACGUGGAUGAAAUUUAUGAGAAAGUAAAAGAAAAGAACGCAGGCAAGGUAGCAGACUAUAUUCCACAGUUGUCAAGAUACAGUCCAAAGUAUUGGGGUGUUUCUGUGUGCACCAUAGAUGGUCAGAGACACAGUGUUGGUGACUGUACCAUUCCAUUCUGUCUCCAAUCAUGCUCCAAGCCUCUCAAUUAUUCACUUGCUGUGAGUGACCUUGGCGCUGAGGAGGUACAUAGAUAUGUGGGCCAAGAACCAAGUGGAAGAAGCUUUAACGAGUUAUCAUUAGAUCAAAAAAAGAAGCCACACAACCCAAUGAUUAAUGCAGGGGCCAUACUUGUUGCGUCGCUGCUGAAACCAAAUAAACAGAUUGCAGAUCGAUUUGAUUUUGCUCAGAAUCAGUACAGACGACUAGCUGGGGGAGAAUUUAUUAGUUUCAGUAAUGCAACAUACCUAUCAGAAAGAGAAACGGCUGAUAGGAACUUCGCAUUGGGGUACUACAUGCGGGAAAACGGAUGUUUCCCCGAUGGCACAAUUCUUACCCAGACCUUGGAGUUUUAUUUCCAGUUGUGCUCUAUUGAAUGCACUGCAGAAUCAGCUUCUGUUAUGGCCGCCACAUUAGCAAAUGGUGGAAUAUGUCCUCUUACUGGAGAGUGUAUUCUCUCCCCAGAAGCUGUCAGAAACACGUUGUCCCUGAUGCACUCUUGUGGCAUGUAUGAUUAUUCCGGACAGUUUGCAUUUAAGGUUGGUCUUCCUGCCAAAUCUGGCGUUGCAGGUGCAAUAUUGAUGGUAGUGCCCAAUGUUAUGGGGAUAUGUACUUGGUCGCCACCCCUUGAUGAUUUGGGAAAUAGCGUAAGAGGAAUCCAUUUUGCACAGGAGUUUGUGUUAAAAUUUCCGUUUCACAAUUAUGACAAUCUAAAACACAGCACAACGAAAUAUGACCCUCGAAAUAGAAAGAGUGAUUUUGAAGCAAACCAAGUUGUUAAUCUACUAUUUGCUGCAUCAAUUGGAGAUAUUACUGCGAUGCGGAGGUUUGCCCUUUCUGGUAUGGAUAUGAAACAGUCGGACUAUGAUGGUAGAACAGCCCUGCACCUUGGGGCUGUCGAAGGUCACUUGAGUGUGGUCAAGUUUCUCAUAGAGAAGUGCAACGUUCCUUACAACCCUUGUGAUAGAUGGAACUUCACGCCAAUAGAAGAUGCGAUGAGAUUUCAUCAUCCAAACGUUGUAGAAUAUUUAAACCGUUGCGCAAAGAAACUCGAGUUGGGAUUGGCAUCUGAGAAUAGUGACAGGGAUGACAAUGACGACAGCGAUGUUGGAAUUGACUUUUCAACUAAAUAUUGUGAAGAUGCAGAAGAAUACAAGUAUUGAUUUACUGAACUCUGUAAACGCGAAAACGGGUUAAUUCGUUGACUAUUUUACGAAUACAAUCAUGCACACUAACUAUCUGUAUGAGAAAGGGAUAUCAUAUACGAUAUACGA
This is a messenger RNA of Owenia fusiformis, 2241 nucleotides long. The record is from the annotation of a GenBank genome assembly. NCBI's taxonomy places the organism in Eukaryota, Metazoa, Annelida, Polychaeta, Sabellida, Oweniidae.